AAUUGAACUCAAAGGCUAAAACUUUUUGCAAAGUUCUCUUCUCUAUGCACUGCAUCACUUCCCUCUCUUCGGUGCUUGAAGAAGGAAAGAAAGGAGGUAAAAAACAACCCUUUUUUUAAAAGCUUUCUUCUUUCAUUUUUGUUUGUUGAUUCUUGGGAAAGACUAGGUAUUUCUAUGUGAAUAGAAGAUAGUGAAUUUGUAUAUAUUUGAAGAAGAAAAAAGGUGAAGGAAAAUUACCAUAUGGUAUAAUAGUGAUUAUACAAACAUGCGUGGUCUUAAGGUUAUAGAAAGGUUCAAAAGCACUCAAGUUCAUGCCUUGAAUCCACCAGAUACCACUGUUGUUAACACUACUGCCUCUUCUUCCACAUCCAGUAAGCUUGGUAAUCAUAGAGUCAACUUUAUAAGGUCAAAACUCAAAUCCCAUAAGGCCUGCUCCGUCUCAAGAGCUAAAACACUGCUUCCUUUCGGUCUCCCUAGAACUGACCUUCUUGAACCACCCAUAGAACCUCACUUGAAACCCGUUAAGUUGAUAGAAACGUUAGCCGACCUUUACCGUCGGUUCAAGGCUUGUUCAGAAUCGGGGAAAGCUUUUAUAUGCAUUGAGCAGUACUCGGUUUUGAGUAGCCUUGGUGAUCCCAAGUUAGUGAGAAGGUGCCUCCGUGCUGCGAGGCAACAUGCCUUUGAUGUGCACUCGAAGGUAGUUUUAUCAGCUUGGUUAAGGUAUGAGAGGAGAGAAGAUGAGCUUGAUGGUGUAUCACCAAUGGAUUGUAGUAGGUUCAUUCUUGAAUGUCCAAAGGCUGCCCUGGUAUCCGGGUACGAUCCAAAUUCAAUUUAUGGCCAUUGCAAGUGUUAUGAAGAGUGUACUACGCCCUCUGAAGCACAAUUUUCCGAGGCGAACGAGUUCUUGACAUUGGAAGAAGAUAGUGAUAUCUCCUUUUGUGUUGGCAAUGAAGAAAUUAAUUGUGUUAGGUUCAAAAUUGCUGCACUUUCAAGCCCAUUUAAGGCAAUGCUAUACGGGAGUUUCAUGGAGUCAAAAACUUAUAAAAUUGAUUUCUCACAAAAUGAUAUCUCUGUUGAGGGGAUGAGAGCCGUGGAUUUGUACAGUAGGACAAGGAGGGUGGACUCAUUUUCUCCCGAGAUUGUUCUGGAACUCUUAUCUUUUGCAAAUAGGUUCUGCUGUAAGGAAAUGAAGUCUGCUUGUGAUAAUCAUUUGGCUUCUUUAGUCAGUUCCAUGGAGGAUGCUUUGGAUCUUAUCGAGUACGGGUUAGAAGAAAGGGCAAAUGUUCUAAUAGCUUCAUGUUUGCAAGUGUUGCUAAGAGAGCUCCCGAGUUCUCUUUAUGACCCGAAAGUGAUGAAAAUAUUUUGUAGCUUUGAGGCUAGGGAGAGAUUGGCUUCAGCAGGGCAUGCUUCUUUCCUCUUGUAUUAUUUCCUAAGCCAGGUGGCUAUGGAAGAAAACAUGCUGUCAAAUGCAACAGUUAUGCUGUUAGAAAGGUUGAGAGAAUGUGCCAUGGAACAGUGGCAAAAGGCUCUAGCUUUGCAUCAACUGGGUUGUCUGUUGCUUGAGAGGCAAGAGUACGGAAGUGCUCAAUGUUGUUUCGAAGCAGCUAGUGAGGCGGGUCAUGUUUAUUCGUUAGUUGGUAUGGCAAGAUGUAGGUACAAGCAAGGGCAACAAUAUUCAGCCUACCAGUUGAUGAGCUCACUUAUCUCCGAGUAUAAACCUGUUGGGUGGAUGUAUCAAGAACGGUCUUUAUAUAACAUCGGGAAGGAAAAGAUUGUGGAUUUGGACACUGCAACUGAAUUGGAUCCCACCCUGCCAUUCCCAUACAAAUAUAGAGCAGUCUCAAAGGUAGAGGAGAAGCAAACUAUGGCUGCUAUUUCAGAGAUUGACAGAAUCAUCGGAUUCAAGCUUGCACCCGAUUGCCUAGAAUUACGAGCUUGGUUCUUCAUAGCAAUUGAGGAUUAUGGAAGUGCUUUGAGAGACAUUAGAGCACUGUUAACUUUGGAACCAAAUUACAAAAUGUUCCAUGGGCAAGUAAGAGGUGAUAUGUUGAUCGAGCUCCUGAACCAUAAGGUCCAGCAAGGAAGUCAAGCUGACUGCUGGAUGCAACUUUAUGAUCGAUGGUCUUCUGUAGAUGAUAUUGGCUCUCUAGCUGUCAUUCACCAGAUGCUGGUUAAUGACCCUCGAAAAAGCUUCCUUAGAUUUCGGCAAUCUCUUCUACUUUUGAGGCUAAACUGUCAGAAGGCUGCAAUGCGGUGUUUGCGAUUAGCUCGUAAUCUUUCUAGUUCUGAGCAUGAAAAGUUAGUUUAUGAAGGAUGGAUUCUAUAUGACACUGGCCAUCGUGAAGAAGCUCUUGCUAGAGCUGAGAAGUCCAUUUCGAUUCAGAGGUCGUUUGAAGCCUUUUUCCUGAAAGCAUACACGUUAGCAGACUCCAGUUUGGAUCCUGAAUCUUGUUCUUAUGUUAUUCAGCUUCUGGAGGAAGCCCUUCGAUGCCCUUCAGAUGGUAUCCGGAAAGGACAAGCACUCAAUAAUUUGGGCACAAUACUUGUGGAUUGUGGUAAAUUAGAUCAAGCUGCAACCUGCUAUAUGAAUGCCCUUGAAAUCAAACACACAAGAGCUCAUCAAGGCUUAGCACGUGUAUAUUUUUUAAGAAAUCAGCGGAAAGCUGCAUACGAAGAGAUGACCAAACUAAUAGAGAAGGCACAUAAUAAUGCAUCGGCUUAUGAAAAACGAUCCGAAUAUUCUGAUCGUGAGAUGGCAAAGAAUGAUCUCAACAUGGCCACAAAACUGGAUCCACUAAGAACUUACCCCUACAGAUACAGGGCAGCUGUGUUAAUGGAUGACCAAAAAGAAACCGAAGCAGUUGAUGAGCUUACAAAAGCCAUAGCUUUCAAGCCUGACCUGCAAAUUCUUCAUCUUCGAGCGGCGUUUUACGAGUCAAUGGGUGAUAUGAAGUCAGCUCUCCGUGAUUGUGAAGCAGCACUCUGCUUGGAACCGAACCAUAUGGACACGAUUGAUCUAUAUAAUAGAGCACGAGACCAAGCCAUCAAUCCACAAGAAAUGUAAGAGGCAUCAUUGCUAUUACAUUUCUGAUAAACUUGUUGAUUUAGCCUUCGGUUAAAAGGAAAAGAAUCAUGGAUUCUUUCACACCUAGCUUCUGAAUGACUUCACCAUGAAAAGGAAAAACCCGGUGGGAGCUGCUUGCAAGUUUUGAGCAGCCUUAUAGAAUCAGGUCUACCUUGCCACGCAAGAAACGAUUUAGACAUGUAGGUUAAAAGGGCUUACACACUAUUCAUUGCUUG
This is a messenger RNA of Hibiscus syriacus, 3300 nucleotides long. RefSeq names its product ethylene-overproduction protein 1-like. Bases 266 to 3064 code for a protein of 932 amino acids. Gene Ontology annotation, biological process: negative regulation of ethylene-activated signaling pathway. The record is from RefSeq and is a predicted model, not a curated record. Lineage: Eukaryota; Viridiplantae; Streptophyta; Magnoliopsida; Malvales; Malvaceae. The transcript is spliced from 4 exons. Gene Ontology annotation, molecular function: protein binding.